GUGCCAGCGAGCAUUCAAGUUCUCAACAACUUCACCGCUCAUCCCCAACAGCUUCUUCAAAUCCGCGUCAAAGCUAGUUCGUGGUAGUAAGCUUCAUCACCCAAUCCUCCGCCGAUUCAGAUCACCGUCUCAGAAUGGGGAAGUAUAAGGUCAUGAAACCAGCGAAGGAAGUUGAUGUUUCAACUGUUAAAUACAAAGAAGGAGACAUCAAAGCGCCUCAUUUGACUGGCUUUGUGUUCAAGUUGUUCGUUAAUAUACUUGAAACGCCAUUUAUUGGCUCAUCGAUUGUUGACUCAUUGAAGAAGAAAAAUGGCAUGACUAAGAUGUUUCGGAACACUGUGAUUCCAGAAGAGCCCAUGUACAGACCAGACUUCCCUCCUCAAAAACCGGAGCAUGAUGUUGUCAUGGUUGGCGAAGAUGAAAGCCCUGUAGAUAGAUUGGAAAUAGCCUUGAAGUGUCUUCCUGAAUAUGAUCCUUCUCUUAGCUUCGAAACAGAUCCGAGUUCAUCCUUUCGUUACUGGAAGAUACGUGAUUACGCAUUUGCUUAUAGAUCUAAGCUGACAGCUCCAUCUGUGGUAGCAGAACAAAUAAUCUCAAUCAUAGAGGAGUUUAAGUAUGACAAGUCUCCAACACCAUUAUUGAUUACCUUUGACCCCAGUGAAGUCAGAAAGCAAGCUGAAGCUUCUACUCAGAGGUUUGAAGAAGGAAAGCCAAUAUCCAUUUUAGAUGGAAUUUUUGUGACAAUCAAGGACGAUAUUGAUUGUUUUCCCCAUACUACAAAGGGUGGAACAACAUGGCUGCACGAAACUCGUUCUGUGGAGAAUGAUUCAGUAGUUGUUUCAAGACUUCGCAGUUGUGGUGCAAUCUUAAUUGGCAAAGCAAAUAUGCAUGAGAUAGGCAUGGGGACAACAGGGAACAAUUCGAGUUACGGAACCACAAGAAACCCACACGCACCUGAAAGAUACACAGGCGGAUCUUCCUCAGGUUCAGCAGCUAUUGUUGCCUCUGGAAUAUGUUCGGCUGCUCUAGGAACAGAUGGUGGAGGUUCUGUUCGCAUCCCUGCAUCGCUUUGUGGUAUAACGGGACUGAAAACAACAUAUGGUCGGACAGAUAUGGCAGGGUCAUUAUGUGAAGGUGGAACAGUGGAAAUUAUUGGUCCACUUACUUCAUCUGUGGAAGAUUCGCUCUUGGUGUAUGCAGCAAUCUUGGGUUCUUCAUCUGCUGAUAGACUUGACUUAAAACCGACGCCACCCUGUUUCCCGAAGUUAAUGUCUCACAACGGAGGCAAUGCUAUAGGAUCUCUCCGACUAGGAAAAUACACAACGUGGUUUAAUGAUGUUAAUUCAAGUGAAAUCUCUGAUAAAUGCGAAGACAUCCUUAAGCUCCUAUCAAACAAUCAUGGUUGCGAAGUAGUGGAAAUAGUGGUUCCUGAACUAGAAGAGAUGCGUGCAGCUCAUGUUGUGUCGAUCGGAGCUCCGGCACUGCGUUCUCUUACUCCUUACUGUGAGGCUGGGAAAAACUCAAAAUUAUCUUAUGAUACUCGUACCAGCUUUGCCAUCUUCCGGUCAUUUUCUGCUGCAGAUUAUAUUUCUGCUCAAUGUAUAAGGCGAAGAUUGAUGGAGUAUCACAUGGAUAUCUUCAAAAACGUUGAUGUUAUUGUGACCCCUACAACUGGUAUGACAGCUCCUGUAAUACCCCUUGACGCUCUCAAAAAUGGAGAAACCAAUUUUCAAGUGACAGCUUAUUUAAUGCGAUUUGUCUUAGCUGCAAAUCUCCUUGGCUUCCCGGCCAUAUCUGUACCGGUUGGGUAUGAUAAGGAAGGGUUGCCAAUAGGAUUACAAAUAAUGGGAAGACCUUGGGCUGAAGCUACUGUCCUUGGCUUAGCUGCUGCCGUUGAGGAACUUGCCCCAGUUACCAAGAAACCUGUUGUGUUUCACGAUAUUCUUAAUACAAACAGAGUCCAUGCUGAUUUGUCAGAGAAGUGAAGAGGCAAAGAUCUUCUCUCUGAAUGGGAUCAUUUAUCUGUGUUACAUUUUCAUUGAUUGUGUGUAUUUUCAGGUUAAUUAACCUGACAUUUUUUAUAAAGAUUAAAAGCAAUAAGUGGUCUUGUAGCAACAGCUACACAAAACGUGUUGUAUAUUUAUGAUUGAUAAAUUUAAAAAGAGAUGUAUACUGUGUGUAUUGUUUUUUGUUUUAGUUAAUGUUAUUAAGACAUUAUCAUUAUUGGGGAUUUUU
Eruca vesicaria subsp. sativa (arugula) is the source of this 2235-nucleotide messenger RNA. NCBI's taxonomy places the organism in Eukaryota, Viridiplantae, Streptophyta, Magnoliopsida, Brassicales, Brassicaceae. The record is from the annotation of a GenBank genome assembly.